GGAGGCGGAGGUGCUGCGAGCGGUGGGGAGCACGUGGGCGGACACGCAGGGACUGCCCGCGCGAAUGGCUUCGACCGCACGCGCCCCACCCCACAUUUCACAGUCGCCAUGGCGACCGGGAGGUCCGCAACGGCUGCGGGGACAAGUCCGUUGAGGCUGCCAGGCGAGUCAGGCCUUUCUGAACCUCGCCCGACUCGCCUGGCUGUGCCUGAAAUUGACCCAGCUCCACCAGGGAUUAUGAGAAAACAAGGAGUAAGCUCAAAGCCGCUACAAUCUUCCCGCCCCAGCCAGCCUAAGCGGCGGCGCGGGGCCUCCCCCGCCCGGGAGCCGGAGGUGGAGGAGGAGGUGGGAAGGUCGGCGCUAUGCGGCCGGAACCUGCCAAGGGGCGCCAGGAGGUCCUCCCCGCGGAGGAUCCGAAAUCUGAAAGCGCGAAAAGGCUUGGAGCUGGAGGUGAUGGCCAACACAUUUCUUCUCGGCCCCUUCCAGUUCGUCCAUAAUUUCCUGGCGCAGCUCCGGGAAAAGGUGCACGAACUGCAGGCGCGGCGGUUCUCCACCAGGACCACUCUCGGCAUCGCCGUCUUUGUGGCAAUUUUACAUUGGUUACAUUUAGUAACACUUUUUGAAAAUGAUCGUCAUUUCUCUCACCUCUCAUCUUUGGAACGGGAGAUGACUUUUCGCACUGAAAUGGGACUUUAUUAUUCCUACUUCAAGACCAUUAUUGAAGCACCUUCAUUUUUGGAAGGACUGUGGAUGAUUAUGAAUGACAGGCUUACUGAAUAUCCUCUUGUAAUUAAUACAGUAAAACGCUUCCAUCUUUAUCCAGAGGUAGUCAUAGCCUCCUGGUAUCGCACAUUCAUGGGAAUAAUGAAUUUAUUUGGACUAGAAACUAAGACCUGCUGGAAUGUCACCAGAAUAGAACCUCUUAAUGAAGUUCAAAGCUGUGAAGGAUUGGGAGAUCCUGCUUGCUUUUAUGUUGGUGUAAUCUUUAUUUUAAAUGGACUAAUGAUGGGAUUGUUCUUCAUGUAUGGAGCAUACCUGAGUGGGACUCAACUAGGAGGUGUUAUUACAGUACUGUGCUUCUUUUUCAACCAUGGAGAGGCCACCCGUGUGAUGUGGACACCACCUCUCCGUGAAAGUUUUUCCUAUCCAUUCCUUGUACUUCAGAUGUAUAUUUUAACUUUGAUUCUCAGGACCUCGAGCUAUGAUAGAAGGCCCUUCGUUGCACUCUGUCUUUCCAAUGUGGCUUUUAUGCUUCCCUGGCAAUUUGCUCAGUUUAUACUUUUUACACAGAUAGCAUCAUUAUUUCCCAUGUAUGUUGUGGGAUACAUUGAACCAAGCAAAUUUCAGAAGAUCAUUUAUGUGAACAUGAUUUCAGUUAUUCUUAGUUUCAUUUUGAUGUUUGGAAAUUCAAUGUACUUAUCUUCUUAUUAUUCUUCAUCUUUAUUAAUGACGUGGGCAAUAAUUCUAAAGAGAAAUGAAAUUCUAAAACUGGGAGUAUCUAAACUUAACUUUUGGCUAAUUCAAGGUAGUGCCUGGUGGUUUGGAACAAUCAUUUUGAAAUUUCUGACAUCCAAAAUCUUAGGCGUUUCAGACCACAUUCGCCUGAGUGAUCUUAUAGCAGCCAGAAUCUUAAGGUAUACAGAUUUUGAUACUUUAAUAUACACCUGUGCUCCUGAAUUUGACUUCAUGGAAAAAGCGACUCCGCUGAGAUACACAAAGACAUUAUUGCUUCCAGUUGUUAUGGUGAUUACAUGUUUUAUCUUUAAAAAGGUAUUUUUAAACAAAUUAUUAUUUGUUUGUGGCAUCAAUAUAAGGACUAUAAUAAUGCAAAUUGCUCAGAAUUCCAUAACAGUUUUGGAUGGUUUUAGUAAUGUCACUAGCAUAAGCAGAUGCCAGCAAAAUAUAAUAUUUUUGUUUUAUUCUAGAAAACAGCUCCUUGAACACGGUGAGCUGGCUUUUCACACAUUGCAGUUGUUAGCGUUUACUGCCCUUGCCAUUUUAAUUAUGAGGCUAAAGCUGUUUUUGACGCCGCACAUGUGUGUUAUGGCUUCCUUGAUAUGCUCUCGACAGCUCUUUGGCUGGCUUUUUCGCAGAGUUCGUUUUGAGAAUGUUAUCUUUGGCAUUUUAACAGUGAUGUCAAUACAAGGUUAUGCAAACCUCCAUAAUCAAUGGAACAUAAUAGGAGAAUUUAAUAAUUUGCCUCAGGAAGAACUUUUACAGUGGAUCAAAUACAAUACCACACCAGAUGCCGUCUUCGCAGGUGCCAUGCCUACAAUGGCAAGUGUCAAGUUGUCUACACUUCAUCCCAUUGUGAAUCAUCCACAUUACGAAGAUGCAGACCUGAGGGCCCGGACAAAAAUAGUUUAUUCUACAUAUAGUCGAAAAUCUGCCAAAGAAGUAAGAGAUAAAUUGUCAGAGUUACAUGUGAAUUACUAUGUUUUAGAAGAGGCAUGGUGUGUUGUGAGAACUAAGCCUGGUUGCAGUAUGCUUGAAAUCUGGGAUGUGGAAGACCCUUCCAAUGCAGCGAACCCUCCCUUAUGUAGCGUCCUGCUCGAAGAUGCGAGGCCUUACUUCACCACAGUAUUUCAGAAUAGUGUGUACAGAGUAUUGAAGGUUAACUGAGAAGGAAACUACCCAUUACACUAUGGUACAAUGCCAUGUGUCAAAAACAAUCACCCUUUGGCUUGUUUACAUUAAUAAAUAUCACAAGCUUUAAUAACAGACACUUAAAAUAAGAUAAAAAUGGAUUGAAAGUUUUUCUGAUUACUAAAAGGUAAAUUACUUUUCUAUUCAUUGAAUGUCAGCCUUAUUAAGCUUGUCAUAUACAUUAUGAAAUCAUUCAUGUCAUACUGCAUAAACGUUCAUUUCAGAGUUUUAAAGUGAAAUGUAUAUAAAAGAACAAUGAAUUUUAAUAAAUCAAGGGUAUGUAAGUCCUUUUUCAUCCAACUAGGUGAAUUGCUUCAGAUAUUCUCUAGUACCAGAGUGUACCCGCUCAAGCUCUUUGAACCACUUAGGGCAGAAGAAUCAAGCUCUGAAAUGAUAUCCUUAAGAUGCUGAUGCUGGUCACAACCUCUUUACCUCUGUGAGGAAAUUGUAACAUGUGUCUUUUAAGGUGUUUUUAUUUUACCAGCCCUUAAGAAAGAUCUCUAAUACCUUUUAAUGCUUUUUUUAUGUAUAUAUAAUUUCAAGUUGAAAUGUUUUUAAAAACACCUUGUUUUGUAAUGGUUUGACUCUCUUGAGAUGUAUUUACCCCACUAGAUACAUAUUUGCCACUGGCUAGUUCUCCAUCUAAGCUCAAGAGGUUAUUCAUCUCUCUUUAGAUUCCAGUGGUUUUUCUUUUAACAUCCAGGUAAAAUAGUUACUAUAGCAAAAAAUUGCUAUAGUAUACAACCAAAUUUUGGAGUUAAACAUAAUCAGAAAAGAAAAUCCAGUUAAAUUUAUCAAGUGAGAUUUUCAGAUCCUAGAUCUUGAAUAAAGCAAAGGUCUUUUCAUCUUGAUGGCCCCAAAGCUUGUUGGUCAUGGUCUUUAUUCCUGGCCACUGUCUUCUUAAAUAAUAUAUUUUAAGCCCUCAUUUGUUUUUGGUUUUGGAUGAGGAAAGUCAUGUUCUCUAAGUCCUCUCCCCUAAUAAAACCUUCCCAACAAUAGUGCUUUGAAAAGUGGUAAAUAGUUAUCUUGAAGAUACUCUUGCCAAAUGCAAAGAUAAACAUUCUUUUUGUCUGCUUUAUAAAUAUGAAAUAUGCCAGAUCUAUAGUAUUUUAAUGUGCAUCUACUUUAAAUGAGUCAUCUUGGGGUUUUUAUAAUUCCCUUACAUUCUUGCCCCUCUGUACUUGAAAUAACAAAAUGCCUUAAUUGUAUAGAUGAGUUCUCUUACAAUAGACAGGCAGUUAUAUGCAGCAAAACCAAUAAAGUUAUUUUUCAACUUUCACAGUUGUAAAAUAUUUUAUAACAGGAUGCAAAACAGCUAAGAAAACAUGCCACAUUUUAUUUAUUUUAGCAUUUUCAAAUAAUUUGUUUUUGGUAUAAGCACAGGAUAAAAAAGGAAAGCGUCAAAGAAAAGAGACAUAACACUUAACAUUCAUAAAAAUUAACAAAGUAUAUUUUGGAUGAUGUUUUCACAGGAAAUAUUUUAAAUAAGUUGGUAGAAUUUUUAAAAUGGUACUGUAUUAGCUAAUAAAACAUUCAGUACAAAUAUAUGUUUGGAUUUAUGCAUUAAAAACUAAUAAAAUUAUUUUCAACUUUU
Molecule: messenger RNA, 4240 nt
Organism: Cercocebus atys (sooty mangabey)
Lineage: Eukaryota; Metazoa; Chordata; Mammalia; Primates; Cercopithecidae
Product: probable C-mannosyltransferase DPY19L2
Exons: 22
Coding region: 109-2622 (837 amino acids)
Biological process (GO): spermatid development
Cellular component (GO): nuclear inner membrane
Molecular function (GO): mannosyltransferase activity
Source: RefSeq, a predicted model, not a curated record